This is a messenger RNA of Hevea brasiliensis (rubber tree), 2780 nucleotides long. Its product is annotated as probable NOT transcription complex subunit VIP2. Lineage: Eukaryota; Viridiplantae; Streptophyta; Magnoliopsida; Malpighiales; Euphorbiaceae. The transcript is spliced from 14 exons. The record is from RefSeq and is a predicted model, not a curated record. Gene Ontology annotation, biological process: regulation of DNA-templated transcription; nuclear-transcribed mRNA poly(A) tail shortening. The coding region runs from base 531 to 2258 and encodes 575 amino acids. Gene Ontology annotation, cellular component: P-body; CCR4-NOT core complex.
UAUCAAAUCGUAUCGUCCCUUGAAAAAGCCUAUUAUUUAUUCUCCUACACUCUCUCUCUCUCUCGUUCGCUUCUUUGAACUUAGGGCUAACUCUAACUCGCUUCUUUUGACUCACAAGCCAAAACGAUCUCUAUGUGCAUCGCUGAUCCGCCUUUCAGGCCGUAGAUUUAAUAUUUAUUGGAAAAAGCUUUUUGAUCAAAUUUCUAUACCUUACUCAAGACAAGGACAGCUACUUCACCACAAGGAAUGAUUUUUCGCAUGAUCUAUUGACAUUUUGGCAAUGUCGGGUUUACUUAAUGUAUUGACACUUUUCUGUAUAACCUAGUUGUACUUGCAUGCUCCUGGACUAUUGUCUCCUUGGUGAUUAUUAGUCUUCGCUAAACAGUUCAGCUUCAAAUGUUCCAGACAGUACUGGACGUUCUUUUACAACUUCUUUCUCUGGCCAUUCUGGUGCGGCAUCUCCUGUUUUUCAUCAUACUGGAACCAUUCAAGGGCUGCAUAACAUCCAUGGGAGCUUUAACGUUCCCAACAUGCCAAGUACACUUACAUCAAGAAAUUCUACAAUAAGUAAUGUUCCUUCUGGUGGAGUUCAACAACCUACAGGGAGCCUCUCUAGUGGUCGCUUUGCAUCCAAUAAUCUUCCAGUCGCCCUCUCUCAGUUGUCUCAUGGCGGCUCUCAUGGACAUUCAGGAGUCACAAAUAGAGGAGGCAUAAGUGUCGUAGGAAAUCCUGGAUUUAGUAGUAACACAAAUGGAGUUGGUGGUUCCAUUCCUGGGAUUCUUCCAACCUCUGCUGGAAUUGGCAACCGGAGUGCUGUGCCAGGAUUGGGAGUAUCCCCAAUCUUGGGAAAUGCAGGACCUCGGAUUACAAGUUCUAUGGGAAACAUGGGUGGUGGGGGCAACAUUGGGAGGAGCAUAAGCUCAGGUGGAGGAUUAUCUGUUCCUGGUCUUGCAUCUCGGCUAAAUCUAACUGCUAAUAGUGGAUCUGGAAGUUUAAGCUUGCAAGGACAGAAUAGAUUAAUGAGUGGUGUGCUUCCACAAGGAUCUCCACAGGUAAUUUCCAUGUUGGGAAAUUCCUAUCCAACUGCUGGUGGCCCUCUUUCACAAAGUCAUGUCCAAGCAGUGAACAAUUUUAGCUCUAUGGGAAUGUUGAAUGAUGUGAACUCCAACGACAGUUCCCCUUUUGACAUAAAUAAUGACUUCCCUCAAUUGACAAGUCGUCCUAGUUCUGCUGGAGGGCCUCAAGGACAAUUGGGCUCAUUACGAAAACAAGGUCUUGGAGUUAGCCCUAUUGUUCAACAGAACCAAGAGUUCAGCAUCCAGAAUGAAGAUUUUCCAGCUUUACCAGGAUACAAAGGUGGUAAUGCUGAUUUCACUAUGGAUUUGCACCAGAAAGAACAACUGCAUGACAAUACCAUGUCAAUGAUACAAUCUCAGCACUUCCCUAUGGGCAGGUCUGCUGGAUUCAAUUUGGGGGGAACUUAUUCAUCUUAUCGUCCGCAACAGCAGCAACAUGCUCCAGCUGUCAGUGGUAGUGGUGUCUCCUUUUCACCUGUAAACAAUCAAGAUCUUCUUCAUGGUUCAGAUAUAUUUCCAUCUUCACAUACGACCUAUCACUCACAGACCAAUGGACCACCUGGGAUUGGACUGAGACCUCUGAAUUCACCAAAUACAGUUUCUGGUAUUGGAUCAUAUGACCAGCUUAUCCAGCAGUAUCAGCAACACCAGAACCAGUCCCAAUUUCGAUUGCAACAAAUAUCAGCUGUCAAUCAACCAUUUAGGGAUCAGGGCAUGAAAUCCAUGCAAGCAGCGCAAUCUGCUCCAGAUCCAUUUGGGUUACUUGGCUUGUUAAGUGUUAUACGGAUGAGUGACCCUGAUCUGACUUCCCUGGCUCUUGGAAUUGAUUUAACAACUCUCGGACUAAAUUUGAAUUCCACAGAAAAUCUUCAUAAGACAUUUGGCUCUCCAUGGUCUGAUGAGCCAGCUAAGGGUGACCCAGAGUUUAGUGUGCCGCAAUGCUAUUAUGCUAAACAACCUCCUGCUCUACACCAAGGAUACUUUUCAAAAUUCACAGUGGAAACGUUGUUUUAUAUAUUUUAUAGCAUGCCAAAGGAUGAAGCUCAAUUAUAUGCUGCAAAUGAACUUUAUAACAGAGGCUGGUUUUAUCACAAAGAGCACCGAUUGUGGUUCAUAAGAGUCCCCAACGUAGAGCCACUUGUUAAGACAAAUACUUAUGAGAGGAUCUUACCACUGUUUUGAUCCAAAUACAUUUGAAAUAAUCCGCAAGGAUAAUUUUGUUGUUCAUUAUGAGGUGUUGGAAAAGAGACCGGUUCUACCUCAACAUUGACAAGUUUUUGUUUACAUUGUAAAGUUUCAGUUAUGUACUCAUUCAUUAGAAUGUAAGUCAGUUUGCAGCAUUUAAUGUUACUUGAAUUUUACAAUUUUUUGGUAAUUGCCUUGUCAAUCCCGUUGCAGUGAGCAGUCAUUUUAGCAAAUAUAUCACUUAGUAAAUUGAAGAUGAUGAAAGCCAAUACAAUAGCUUCAGCGUGCUCUGAAAUAACUAUGCCUAGUAACUGCUCUCCACCUGUAGCUUUCCAUGUUGAAGGGCAGAUUGUGGUUGCAGGUCAUAACCAUAGAUUACAAGUUCCUAUUUCUGAACAAUAAGUGAUACCAACUUAUCUACCAUCCAAUAAAUACAAUGUACUAUGGUUAUGUGUCGAGAUUAACAAGUGACGCCAACUUAUCUAGUAUCCAAUUAAUAUAAUUUCCCAUUUCUGGACA